AUGCGGUGCAGUUCGUGUAUCGGUGGCGAUCAGCGUCGCCAUCGCAGUCUGUCGAGUGGCGACCCUGAAUCCGCAUCGCCAGCGGGACCAGCGACAACAGCAGCAGCUGAUCAGUCAGACGUAAGGACGAUGGCAAUGGAGCUGGCGGCGUCGAGCGGUUCGCCCGGUUCCCCCGACAGCCGGCCACCGUCGGUUACGAUCGAGGAGCUCGACGAUGACGUCUUCAUCUCGCCAUCGGACGGUGGCGCAACACCGGAUCCACCGGAGAUGGUCCCACUUGACGACGAGUUCACUUAUCUGCUCGCAGCGCCACCACCAGCACACGUGCCGCUUGAGGUAAUACGUGAGGAAGAGUGUAGCGGCGACGACGACGACGAUGAUGAUGGCGGCCGUAGUCCACAGAACGAAAAUUCACCUACGCCGGCUCCCAGAACCAAACGCAGUCCCGUGAAGGUCCUGCGCGAUCUGCUACUCUAUCGUCGGCGGUCGGGUCGCCGGAAGUCGCACCCGGUGCCGCAGCCAAGGGCCCACAUCGAGCGCCAGGAGCCGACGAUCUGCAUGCUGGUGGGCGCCAAGGAAUGCGACAUUGCGACGGAGUACCGGGCCGUCUGCACCACCGACACCGUGGACUGUGAGCAGCUGGAAGCGGAACUGGUCAACCUCGGCUCGGGGUCCAACUCGAGCAGUCUGGACGAUCUGAGCGACGUGGAUGACACGGCGGCGACGACGACCUCUCAGGAAGAUGAACCAGAGCCGGUCCCAAAUAGGCGCCGCCGAAGCGAACCUGCGGAUCAACAACAGGACCAAGAAGCGUGUGACGACGGAGUGCCGGCGGUCCAAAAUACUCACGGCACGGCGCACCACCGUGAGCACCGCCGCGAGCGAGAGGAUGCGGCUCGUGACGACACCGGGGAGAGCCGACAACCGUCACAUUCUCUGGCCGUGCGGACGGACGAUGAGAAAAUGCGCGCAAAGACACACCGGCGGCUGCUGCUACUAGAGCAGCGCAACCGAGCGGACCCGGGACUUAGUCUUAGCUCGGGAGCAGCCGUCGACGGCCAUCGCGACGGCCAUCGUGUUGUGUCGGAAGCGGAGGAGGAUGUGCCCCAGCCCAAGUUGACCGCCAGUGGUGGUGCUUCCUCAGGUGCAGUUCCGUGUCGGUCAGAGUCCGAAUCCGUGGUGAAUCAUUCCGAGCCGGGCCAAGUCGAGCAAAUCAUGUCCAUCGUCGACGGCGACACGGUGACGACGACGAACGACGCCGUUGUGGUGGUGGUGAAUACAAGUGACAGUAGACGGUUGGCCCCGGUGGAAUCGCCUCCACCGUCGCCACCGCCACCGCCAGCGCCGAAGGCGGCCAUCGCACUACCGCCGCACCGCAGCAGUGAAGUGACUAAUCGGGGACAUCCGAAGAUCGAACCGUUGUUGCCACCACCGCCACCGCUGCCCGCCGGACGUCCGGCGGCCGCCCCGUUGCCACUGUUACCGCUGACCGUCGAGGCGCUGUCGACGACCACUGCUUCGGGCAAUGGCGAUGGUCAAAUUCCUGGUGGCGAUCAUUCUAGUCAAGCUGAUCCUGCAGAUGCUGAUCCGAGUGGUGCGCAAGAUAGUGUCCCUGCAGUAGUACCCGUCGAAGCGGUGCCCAGUGCGGACCAGAGCGUUCUGCUCAAGUACAUCCACGGCGCAGAAGACACAGCAGUUGUUGGACCGGGCACCGCCUCCGUGCCCGCCGAACGGAAGAGGUCCAGUGCGAAGAAAAAACCGUCGCCAACACAGCCGCCGGACGACUCGGCGGGGGCCGCCAGCUCCGGGAAGCGCAGUAAACCGACGGUCGUCCCGCGCAGUAACGGUGGUCCGGGCAACGACGACGUGGACCGUAGACCAAAAAUAGAACACAUCCACGGUGGUGCUGCUGCUGCUGCUGGUAGUGGUCAGUACCAGCGCGUGAACGGUGGUGGUUAUGAAGCAACUUCACCACCACCUCAUCUUACUACCGUGGCCCCCGGCUCAAUUGGCGUAGGCGAAUUUCGUGCCGGGACAAUGACGGGACCACGAGGGGAGCUCGACGCUCCCGAUCUGCGCUCCGAGGUGUGCCGCGCCAAAGACGCCGAACUGUUGGCCGAGUUCCGCAAGCUGGAACAGGAGACGGCACGGUAUGAGCAGGAGCUGCAGAAGAUAUCGGUCGGACCGUUCGCGGGCCGACAGCCGGCCGAGGAGCGUGUGUUGACCGAAAACCGGACCUAUGUCGUGUCGAAGCAGCACGACUUUGUCGUCAACUCGGAGUGGAGCACUAACGGAACCUCCGGGAGGAUGCGAAACGGUACCUCUACGAAGAUUCCGGCUCCACAGCCGAGUCGGCCUGAUCCGAGAGGUCAGCAGCCACCGGUGGCAAUACCUGGUCCACCGGCGGAUCAGGAAGAGCAGGAGUACUGUACGAAGAAGGUGAAGGAGCGCGUCCAGGAACUGAUGGCGUCCGAGGCGGCUCGCGCUGGUGGACCCGUAGUACGACGGAAUGGCGGCACGGCAACGGUGAGUGCCCCGUCGACACCGACGGCUAGCCGCCGGAAGCAUAUCGAGGCCGAGUUUUGCCAGUUCCGGGAGCUCCGUGCCCAAGAGCAGCAGCAGCAGCAGAAAGCUGCACCGAGUGCCGGCCAGCUUGUUGGACCCUAUCAGGUGCCAUCGAAAAUCCCACUCCCCGUGGUGGGGAAAGGUGCCCUCGGUGCCACCUGCCCGCCAGCGAUCGUCAGCAGCGUCCCUAGUGGCCCCCACGAUCAGGAGCAGCAAAGCGGUGAGGAUGCGGUCCGGGUGAACGUAGCCGCACUGAUCGCGACGCACCAGGAGAAGCAGCAAAGUCAGGCACCGACGUUGGGCCAGCUCCGGAACCGGGUCCCUUCUGAGAUCUUGGUCCCGGUUACCCCUGCAACCGUACCACCGAGUUCCGCACCGACCGCGGCGGAUGCGUCCGACGAGGUCGUGGUUAGUGUCAGCGACAAGUGUCAACAGUUUGAGCGACGGAUCCGCCAGAACUCGAUCGGGCAGCAGGGUGGGCAGGAUGCAACGCCGAAACGGGCACCGAAGGGUACGCACGAGCAGCAGAUGAGUAGUAGUACUGGUGGUAAUGCGUGUGGUGCCGACUGCUCCGAGGCCGAUUUGCUGCAUGAAAUCGAUCACGCCCUAGUGCUUGCUAAAGACUUCCUGUUCACGCGCGGCGUUUGGUCUCCGUUCAACCGGUCCACCGAGGUACUGACGAAGGAGGAACUUGCGGAACGAUCCGUCGGCAAGCCACCAUCAGAGCCCCUGCAACCGGUCUGGGUACCGCGGAGCGCCCCGCCCUCCCCGGUCAGCGAGCGGCGCGAGUUCCGACCGAUCGGCUUCGAGUCACCGACCCCGUCCCGGCGAAACGCCGGCAGCACACCGUCGGCACCUGCCUCCGUGGCGGCCCCUUGGACGCAACCCGGCUACACUCCGCCGGCGGAACCGACCCCGCCGCCACCCCAGCAGCAAGUGCGCUUCCCGCCGCUACCACGAGCGACUCCCGGUGGUAGCGCACCGGAACCGACCAUCAACUCGCUGCUCAAAUCGAAAGAUGGUAAGACUGCCUCCUCGGUAACAUGCACUGAUACCAGCACAGCGGCGGUCACAUCCAGCAGCAGCAGCACGGUGGCCAAGAGCUUCUACCAACAGCAGCAGCAGCAGCAGAGUGGUGCCACCGCCGUUCGAAGUGCCAGCAGCCCAGCGAUCCCACUGCCCGCGGCUGAAAGGAUGCAGCCCACCGCCACCAGCACGGCGGUUCACCAGCCGAAAGUGGACGGAAUCGGUCCGACGACCCGGGAGGGUAUGCCACUGACUCUGCGAUCGGAAAUAGACGAAGGCAACCGCGACAAGUGGUACAAGCAGAUGUACCAAACGCUCCACAAGGCGCACGACGAUGACGAUUAUGUGACCGUGCGGUACAAAACGCGUAAAGGUUACCCAUACAAAUCGCCAGGUGGUUACCAGUCGGAACCGGAGCCGAACUACGACUCGGACUACACGAUCAAGUACAGCACCCUCGACCGCAGGCGAACGCCGAUCGGGUUAAGCCCUACGAGCUACAACAAAUUCAACACCUUGCAACCGAACACCGGCGGCAGCCAGCCGGCUGGGUCGGUCCAGCAGCCACCGGUGCGUGCCCGGAACGUCGCACCCUACCGGAGUCAGCCGGGCCGGAUAGAGAACUACACGCCGGGCCGAUCGUCAAUCUCGGACAAGGAAUCGAAAGAGUGGUGGGAUGAAGUGAUGGACAUUUUCAACGGGCACCAAAAGCAGCUGACCACCAGCAAGACGUACGAGGGUAACCUUUCGAGGGCCCUGCUGAAGGAGCAACAAGGGUACGAGAGUGACUCGACGCUCGUGUUCCGCAAACGGGUCGACCAGGUGGACGCUGGAUCCGCGCUUAGCCCGGUGGAGCAGAAGCAGCACUACCGCACGAUGCAGGCCGGCGGCGAAAUUCCGCUCCACGGCUUUCGCAAACCGGCACCGGAAAAACCAAAAGAAUCUCCACGGCGUUACAUCGAGAGCGAUGUCAACAUCCAUUACAAAACACCGAUCCGGUUCGAGUACAAGGACCCGAUCCCGGACGAUGAGCUGGCGUACCGGCAGGCGGAGCAUAUGCGCCGCGUGUACCAGGAGGAGCGCCGCCGGAAGUACAUCAACGAGCUGGAGGACAUGCACUCGCGGCGCCACACGGACAACAUACUGCCGUCGCAAAAGUCACCGAUCCCGCUCAAUCGGUACGAUGACUUUGCCGCGGACCUAUCGCCCAAACCGCAGCAGCCGCCGCUGAAGACGAUCGCACGCGCCCUCUACAACUUCCAAGGCCAGAGCAUAAGGGAACUGUCUUUCCGCAAGGGGGACAUAAUUUAUCUCCGGCGGCAGGUGGACAAAAAUUGGUACGAAGGAGAGCACAAUGCCACCGUUGGGCUACUGCCAGCAAACUAUAUCGAGAUUCUCACCAGGGAUAGCGCAAAUGUCGGGAUCAGCAAACCUGCGGCGCUUACCAAACGAAACCCCGUCCGGGAGGGAAAGGCCCGGGCAAAGUUCAACUUUACCGCACAAACGGCCGUCGAGCUGUCGCUGCUGAAGGGUGAACUGGUCACCCUGACGCGCCGGGUGGACGACAAUUGGUUCGAGGGCAAGAUCGGCAGCAAAAAGGGAAUCUUUCCGGUAUCGUAUGUAGAGAUACUAACCGAUAUUGAUGGUGCCGAAAGCUACGAUAUCGAGCCGGUCGUCAGUAAGCCAGUCGUGCACCUCCACCACCAACAAGGCCAACCGGCGGCGGCGCAAACACUUACCACUACGCACUACGGCACCACGCACAGCAAUGGGCGCGUUUCUCCUGGGAUCGUGCGGGAAACGAAGACGGUGCAAAAAACGGAAGUUCUGCAUGUCGACACGUCCAACGAACCCAUUUCUUACCGAGCCCUGUACAACUAUAAACCACAGAACACGGACGAGCUGGAGCUGCACGAAGGGGACAUUGUGUACGUGUUGGAAAAGUGUGACGACGGAUGGUACGUUGGGACCUCGGCCCGCACCGGGUGCUUCGGGACGUUCCCGGGAAAUUAUGUCAACAAAAUGUGAGAGGAUCAAACCACACGUAAAGACGUAAAGAGUGCGAGCUAACAUCACGAAUUGCGAAGCAGCUAGUAGAGUAUAGGGAGAGCCAAUCGGUCCUUGCCAAUCGUUAUCGAGGCGUCGUAGAACCAAGUUUUUAUGCCACAAAGAAAAAUACCAAAAAAUUAACCAUUAUCGACGUAGUUCUCCUACUAGUCAUUUACUGGUAACUACACCACAUUUUAACAAAGCAACCGUUUGUUGAUCGUUCAUGGAAAAAAACGAAAGUGAACAGAGUAAUGUGUUUUAUAGAGGAGAAUCUGUUGAAAAAAACAAAGCAACAAAGAGACUAACACACCACGACGGCAGAUGCCGCUGUCCGCGCACAGUCUUUCUACCGGUUGGCCUUUGCUCCCGCGUAAGUUGCACCACGUGACUUACUUGGGGAUAAAAACAAUUUAAACGGAUGUGCCUUCAAAGUGAGCAGCAAACGAAACGAUACCGUGACCCAGCGUCCGCUGCAGAGUUACAAGACAAAACACAAUCAGGAUACGUGUGUCGGGUGCACCGCCGGCACCGGCCAUUAUACUGUGAGCAGAUUUCAGAAACCUAUUACUACGAACGAAAGGUACAAGCCAUCUCGGGAGGGGAGACAGGAUAGCGAUCGAGGAUCAAAUGUUUAUAGCCACGGCCACACCCUGUUGGAGGCCGAUUAUUUUGAGAGUGAUACACCACACGCGCGCACCCGCACGACCACCACUUUGUACUGCGAAUCUGCAUUCUUCCCUCGGGAUCGUCCUCCGUGAAAGGCCAACAAGAAGAUAUUCACUGUUACGGAACUCUGCAGCCACUCUAACUCUAACCACUCUAACAACUAGUAGUGAGAAUCCAGUUAACCUCUUCACUUCAAUCGUAAGCAAUAUAACAAGCGGAACACCGGAACAAGAAGCCCUCGUGUGUACCGCGGCGGGGCGUGAUACUAAAAAGAGAAUUGUCCACUAAACACAUUAUACUCGUAGUAGGCCGUACGUUUUACUGACACACUACAUACACACCCAAAAUUACACACACACACCGCUAGCUGUUCCGUUGAGUGUGGUUCCAUAAUAAACAAACUAGCAAACCCA
Molecule: messenger RNA, 6719 nt
Organism: Anopheles cruzii
Lineage: Eukaryota; Metazoa; Arthropoda; Insecta; Diptera; Culicidae
Gene: CAP
Exons: 17
Coding region: 1-5619 (1872 amino acids)
Molecular function (GO): protein binding
Source: RefSeq, a predicted model, not a curated record